AUGUCAGAAACUGAAGAUUCAACAAUGGUGCCUGAUGCUGAAGUCGACUACGAUCCUGACUAUCUGGCAAUGGUUCCAGCCCUCCAGGUUCCGUCAGCGAUUGGAAUUGGCUUUCUGAUCCUCAUCACCAGUUUUGGCAACAUCAUCACCAUCAUCGCCUUCGUUAGAGAUACCCGUCUUCACACUGUGUACGACUUCUACAUUUUCAACUUAGCCUUCGCCGAUCUCCUCAUCGGUUGUAUCAGUAUGCCUUUCUACGCUGUAUACACCCUCAAAGAGUUCCAGUGGGAUUUUGGUAAAGAGUUUUGCAAAGCUUGGCUGGCUAUCGAUUUUACCAUGUGUUUCGAAUCAGUUUUGUUGAUUCUGAUUAUAAGUUUAGACAGACUUCUUCUUUUUGUGUUCGGGCCACAUUAUACUUCUACAGUGACCUUUAAAAGGGCUAUAGCGCAAGUUGCAUUUUCGUGGUUAGUAUCGUUUCUUUUGUAUGGACCAGCAAUUAUUGGCUGGGACCAUUGGGUUGGAUAUUCCACAGUUGAAUAUAUGGACUGCACUGUGGAGUUUGCUUACAACUUUGAGUAUACGACCAUAACAGCUAUUCUCGAAUUUGUAUUACCAGUUACUGGAUUGGUAAUUAUCAACUUUUUGAUUUACCGGAAAAUAAGUGGCCGCUUUGCGAGGCAGAGAAGCAACCGAGUUAAACCAACAACAGACAAAGGGAACGUAGUAAAACGAUCAAAUUGUGAAAAACAAGAACCACAGAGCAGCGGUGAUCAAUUGGAUAAAGCUAACAGAAAUGUUGCCUUCGAGAAUGGUGAACAAAUCGUAUCCACAUCGUCAAGCACGGGUGCAAACACUUCGACACAGAGUAGCAAAUCAAUUCGAGAAAUAAAGCAAAUAAAGCAGGAAAAUAAAGCUGCGAGGUUUCUAGCCAUUCUAGUCCUGGUGUUUCUGGCGACGUGGGCGCCGUAUACAAUAACAACCAUUGUUCUCUCGUUCUGUGGCGAUGACUGUGUGAACACAAGCGCCUAUGAAAGCAUGAACUGGAUUUUGUGGGGCAAGUCGGCCAUCAACCCUUUCUUGUAUGCGAUGAACAGUCAACGGUACAGAUACAACUUCAAGAAGUAUAUAUGUUGCUGGAAAAAGCAGGCUCAACCACAAGACAACACUUGUCAAACUAUCGCUUAA
Molecule: messenger RNA, 1185 nt
Organism: Mya arenaria
Lineage: Eukaryota; Metazoa; Mollusca; Bivalvia; Myida; Myidae
Product: muscarinic acetylcholine receptor M5-like
Exons: 1
Coding region: 1-1185 (394 amino acids)
Biological process (GO): adenylate cyclase-activating adrenergic receptor signaling pathway
Cellular component (GO): membrane
Molecular function (GO): G protein-coupled receptor activity
Source: RefSeq, a predicted model, not a curated record